GCUCCCGCUCUCCUCCCCAUGGUGGCAGACCAGUUCAGAUCUGUCCGAACUGGCUCGGUGCCGAACCAGUUCUUGAACCUCGGUUCGUGCACACCCUUACCUUCUGCAUUCAAAGUAAUUGCUCUACCAUUGAGCUGUGGUCCUAUAUCCAGAAGGAUCGUUCCUUUUUAGGAGAUGAACUCUAGUGAGGGAACUCACCUCUGCCCAUUGACCAAAGAAGUACUGCUGUUGUGUCUGCCCUCAGCUUUGUGUGUGGUGGAGGAACUGGGUGGCUGUUGGGUCCUGUCUCCCUGUCUGCCUGCUUGUGCCUUGGAGGUGUCAGAGCAGUUCUUUGGGACUGCUUUAAGUCCCUGGUGAUGUCCUUUCCUGAAUUAGAUGAGUGUGCAAGCUGAGUACACCAAUUAAGUAAGAAAAAUAUAAAACCACUGAUUCUCUUCAAACUUGUGUGAAUCAGAGUUUUCAACAUUGCCACUACAUAGAGCAAAUACUGAUAAAAAAUAAACUUGGAGCCUCAACUAGAUUGGCAGUCUCAAACAUAAAUCCCAGGUUUGAAAAACUAAGGAGCAAGCAAGUUCGUGGUUGAAAAAGGUAAAUGUGCUUUAUUUCAGGGGCAUAACUACUAUAAGGCAAGGGGAGGUGGCUGCCUGGGGGCCCCCACGCUUCGAGGGGCCCCCCAGAGGCAAGUUACAUGACUAUAUAUUGUGAAGUAGUGUGUGUAUGAGCGAGGGGCCCAUUUUAAUAUUUUGUCUCUGGGCCCACUCCAACCUUGUUACGCCCCUGCUUUAUUUAUCUCUACUUCAUCAAAUUAGUAGUUUUAAUCAUGGAGGGUGGGGUGUUGUAUAACUUUGUAUAUUAUUUUAGGGGAGUUUGAGAACCACGGGGUUAAGGUAUUCUUCAUGGUCCAACAAAAUUAAUGGGAUUUGACAAACGGUAGACAUCAUUAACUAUAGCACCAUAGUUGUUCUAGAAUAGAUUACUACCUCUCUGUCCUGGAAAGCAAUGACGUCGGUAUGAUAAGCAGCAUUGUCACAGAAUGCAAGAUCUGGUAGCUGAAUUAUGGUCAAACUUGAAUCACUAGAAGAUGAAUGGUGGCACAAUGAACAAAGCUGCUUGCCAUUAUUGAUGGCUCGCAUACAUCUUUUAAAGAUAAAUACAAGAAGAGAAAUGUCUUCGCUGAAGGGUAAAGUUCAGACUGUGCUGGGCCUGAUAGAGCCUAGCCAGCUUGGCUACACUAUGACCCAUGAGCACUUGACAAUGAGCUACAGUUGCUGUUACUACCCGCCUCCUUCUGGCCCAGAAGCACUGUCUACUCAACCCAUUGAGAUGAAGAACUUGUUUUGGCUGAAGCAGAAUCCCUACAGCCACAAAGAGAAUCUCCUCCUGUGUCAAGAGACCAGUGCUGUGAAGGAAGAGCUUUUGCAUUACAAGGCUGUGGGUGGUGGGAGCAUAGUGGAAAAUACAACCACAGGGAUCAAACGAGAUGUGAAGACUCUAAAACAGCUUGCCGAAGAAACUGGCGUCCAUAUUAUUGCUGGAGCCGGGUUUUACGUGGAUGCGACUCAUUCUGCGGAGACACGAGCUAUGUCUGUAGAGCAGCUGACAGAGGUUAUUGUUAAUGAAGUUCUCAACGGAGCUGAUGGAACCAACAUCAAGUGUGGCGUAAUAGGAGAAAUUGGCUGCUCUUGGCCUCUGACAGAGAGCGAAAACAAAGUACUUCAGGCAACAGCGCAUGCCCAGUUGCAGCUCGGCUGCCCUGUCAUCAUCCACCCUGGCAGAAAUAGUGAUUCACCCUUCCAGAUCAUUCGAAUUCUGCAGGAAGCUGGCGCCGAUAUCUCAAAAAUUGUCAUGUCUCACAUGGACAGGACUAUAUUUGAUGAGAAGAAGCUGCUAGAGUUUGCCCAACUUGGAUGCUACUUAGAGUAUGAUCUCUUUGGGACAGAAUUCAUUACCUACCAGAUGAAUCCUGAUAUUGACAUGCCAAGUGACAAUGAAAGAAUUUUACGAGUUCGGAUGUUGAUCAAUGAAGGCUAUGAAGACAAAGUUGUAAUCGCUCAUGACAUACAUACGAAGAAUAGAUUGAAAAAAUAUGGGGGCCAUGGAUAUUCUCAUAUCCUUGAAAACAUAGUCCCCAAAAUGCUAAUCAGAGGUCUAUCCCAAAAUAAAAUUGACAAACUCUUGGUAGCAAAUCCCAAACAGUGGCUGACAUUUAAGUAGACACAUUUUUGUACUGGUAGCUUGAAGCUUGCCGAGAUCAGAGUUGCUUUUGCAAAAGUGAUAAUUUGAUACCUGAAUUCUCUGAAUAAAAAUGGGAUAUGAAUAAGGCUCCUACAAAUCUCUUUUAGAGCAGAACAGUAGAGCAGGCAUUUGCCCCAUGCCCAGUCCUCCAUCUCCAGCCAUUCUGAUCCUGGAAGGCAGUUUAAAAUGACUAGCGUAGCCCAAAGGCUCUAUUCAGACAUUAUGUUGUACGAGUAUACAGAUGUCUUUACACUUGUACAUGCUUCUGUGUGUGUGUGUGAAUUACUGCACCUGUGUUCAUUUUAAAAGUGAACCCAGGUACAAGCCCUUCAAAAGCAUGGUACAGAUAGGAAGUGUACUCCUGUCCCUGUGUUCAACAAUGUGUGAAUAACUGUAGCUGUGCACAGAUCUGUACACGAUACGCUAUACACGCAUAUGAGCGUUGAACAUAACGUGUGAAUAGGGCUUCUGAGGUCACUUGAAGUCUUUGUUUGGCAGUUGGGAUCAGUGUUCCUUCUAAGGCGUGCACAUGAGCACAUGUACACAGAUUUUUUUUUAAUGUCCGCUCAAUUAAUUUUAGAUCCUGCUCAGUUUGAAUCAGGAAAGCCCCUCUCUGAAUGCAGGUGUGCACACACUGCCUUGAUCCUGCCAUCCAGAACAAACUCAUUCUGCACACAGAUGAAAAACAUCAGAGGGAACACAGGUUGGGAUAAUCAUGUAGCACUCCCCAUAUGCUAGUAAAUAUUUCUAAAACCCUCAUGUUUGAAAGGGUUGUUCCUGAGGACAGCCUUCAUGAUGGGAUAGUCCUGUGGAAGGGCCAAGACACGUGUCGUGAUUAUGACAACAGUGGCUGUUCUAGUCUGGGCGCCAGGGCCAUCUGCAACCCUUACGCUUAAGCCUGGCUGGAAUCCAGCGAAACCCAUGCGUCCGCUGUGUUCCACUGCUGUGCAUGCAGAGGAACUUUCCAGUUCUUUACCCCUUACGCUGUAUCAGAUGCCACUCCCGAUCAAGGGCAGACAACCUUGACUCUCCAGCUGUUGCCAAAUUGCAGCAACAAUUGUGGCUGGGGGUGAUGGGAAUUGUAGUUCAGCAACAGCUGGAGAGCCAAGGUUGUCUGCCCCUGCGCUAGAGCGUCCCUUGAUUCUCAGGAGAGGGCAGGCAGGAGAAAGAGGGAAGGAGGCCUGUAAAGUCUCGGUAUAUACAAAAACAACACCCCAGUAUGCAGUUCUUUAGCUCCCCGCUCCAUGAACUCCUGAGUCAGCAGACAAACAUCAAGGGCUGGGGUUGUAAGUAAAUUCUGGGGUAGCACAAUAAAGGGCAGGAUCUGGACAGAGUUAGUCACGACUGGGCACCAUUGAAAUAAAUGAGACCCAACAAACUUAAAUCCCAUAUAUGUCCAUGGGGACAUCGUCCUUGCUAACGUAGGGUGAUCUUAAUCCUGUAGGCACACAACAAUGUGUCUCUUCUUGAGAAUGCAUCCGCUGCACUAGUUGAGUUUGCAACGUAAUCGUAUGCAUAUUUAAUCAGAAGUUCAAAAGGAGUUACUCUCAAGUCAGUGUGCUCAGGAUUGCAGCCUCAGUUUUCCACCUAAAACUUCAGAAAACUGCCGCCUUCUGAAAUGAUUUGAUAUUUGUUGUAAUACACGCCUUUUAGAAUCCAUCUGUUCUUUAUGUCAUGCUUAAAAAAAACAAAAAAACCUAAGCAUUCAAUAAAGAAUAACUGGGUAAAGUUUCUCUCCCCCCACCCCACCAAUGGCUUGCACAUGAAUUGGAAGACAACAGUCAGAAUUUCAAAGUACUAUGAUGUACAGUUGACAAAUAAAAAAUGUGUGUAAAUUGCAUGGUGAAGAAUGAACUGGAGAAUAUCUAUAUGAAAAAGCCGUUUGAAUGCCUCUUUAAAACACACUGAGCGCACUUGUGAGCAUUGAAAUGCCAGUGGCUGACACCCUGAUGAAGCGCUUGUGCUUCUGCCGGCUGUGGAGGCACGAUGGGUGCCCUUCUGCACCUCCCUUAGUCCCCUUGCAUGCACUAAAGCAUCAGAGCCAUUAGAGUCCCAGGCGGUCCCUUCACUACGGAAGGAGUCUGCAGGAUUGGAAACACCUUGGUAACUCUCUGCGACAUGUUUCCAAUCUUGCAGGGCCCUUCCAGGGUGCAGGGACCACUCUGAACUCUUAAGGGCCCGAAUGCCACAGCGUGCAUGUGGGGGGGACUGGAGUUGCUGUGCAAAGGUUUCCCAUGGUGCCAACGCAGCCCCUAGAAGCACAAGUGCUUUGUUAGGAUCUGCGGUCAGAAUCCCGCAGGAUGAGUGCACUUACAUUGAUUUCAACUGUCUUAAACAUGCCUACCUCUAGAUAUUCGGUCAGGCUGACACACAGCACAAUACGCCAGCCUAGUAAUUUUGCAUGCACACAAGCUGUGCAAAUGCAAAGUCUAAACAGAUGAUGUUACAUGAGAAUGAGCCAAUUACAGGGCUGACUAUCCUGUAAAUAACUUUUGUACAUGCAAAGUUACUAGACUGAUGUACUGUUGUGCAGUAUGUCAGCCAUUGGACUCAAGCCAAAGUCGUAUUGUUCUUGAUUGUGACUGUUGUCUAGAAUGUUUUUUUAAAAAAGCAAAACCAAAUACCCUUGUAUAUUAUAAUCAAAGCAAUGGAGCUAUGUUCACUCUUAACACUUUUAGAAAUGUUUAUGUCACAAAUUGCUGUGAAGAGACCAUACAGAAGUCUAAAUAUGUAAUACAGUUUAAUGAGCUAUUAUAACAAAGCCCAUGAUUUACAAAUCAGUUUGUCAAGAUAUGAUUUUUUAAAAGAGGGGGGAAAUGCCAUUUGUUGUUUUUGUUCCUUUUUUAAAACAGCGAUCUAACAUCAAGAGUUUAUUUCAGAUGAACCCAGCUUUUAGGUAUCUGUUGCAAUAAAGUCCUUGUGUUAUUACUUCA
Molecule: messenger RNA, 5168 nt
Organism: Hemicordylus capensis (graceful crag lizard)
Lineage: Eukaryota; Metazoa; Chordata; Lepidosauria; Squamata; Cordylidae
Gene: PTER
Product: phosphotriesterase related
Exons: 5
Coding region: 1057-2214 (385 amino acids)
Biological process (GO): catabolic process
Molecular function (GO): zinc ion binding
Source: RefSeq, a predicted model, not a curated record